Molecule: messenger RNA, 687 nt
Organism: Cooperia oncophora
Lineage: Eukaryota; Metazoa; Nematoda; Chromadorea; Rhabditida; Trichostrongylidae
Source: the annotation of a GenBank genome assembly
AUGCCCCAGAAUGAGCAGAUUUCACGCAUGUUCACUACACUACACUUCAGGAUGGGAAGGGUUGGUGAGAAAAUCUACCAUGUUUGGCAGUGUGAUGGCGUCGCCAGUGGUUUCCUCGUUCACAGCUGUUCCGUUGGAGAUGGACGGGGCGAAAGAGUUGAUCUUAUCGAUGUAAAUGGCUGCGCUGUUGAUCCUGCCAUACAACCUGACAUCAACUACGUGGAUCCGAACAACGCCGUUGUGGAAGUGCUCGGCUACAAGUUCAGUGAUGCCAGUGUCCUUAACUACGAGUGCGUUGUGGAAGUUUGCCGCACAGCCGAGGAAUGCGAACAUCUCACCCCACCUAAGUGCAACCGUGAAAAUAGGGAAAUGGUCUUCCCUAGCGAGCCAUUACGGCGUGCAAGAGCUGCAGAUAAUGGUCACAAAACGAGUAAGAUUGAAGUAGCUGCUACACUGACUAUGGAGGACACUUUGGAUGCUAACACUGUAACAGCCGAAAAGGACAUACUUGCGCUGAGAAACGAACAGUACACUUCUGUUGCACCUAUGCUGCCACGAACUGUCUGCUUCCCAGCAUUGACGAUUUUGUUUGCGGCGGUAUUACUCGUCUUCAUUUUUCUCACAUCCACUAUCGCUGUAUUUUAUAUUGCCCGCUACCGAACAUAUGUCGUUAAUCCCAAGCAAUAG